Molecule: messenger RNA, 4917 nt
Organism: Cladocopium goreaui
Lineage: Eukaryota; Dinophyceae; Suessiales; Symbiodiniaceae
Source: the annotation of a GenBank genome assembly
AUGGCCUUUCUCGCUGGGCUCCUUGCUGGAGUGGCCGCGUUCGCUUUGUGGCUAGUGCUUACGUUGAAGAGUACUUGGGCUACUACAUUUCUGGCCAAAAGAUUGAUUGCGGGCAUGAGCACAGGGCGCAAGCGAGAAAUUUUAGUCUUUAUCACCAGCUACGUGCAAGAUGAAGCAACCAACCUUGAGAAGUACAGGGAGAAGCUGCUGGUCAGGUUAUGGCAUGAUGGGUUGAAACGCUGGAUGAGUGCUCGAGAAAAAAUGUGUGCCAGCGGUCUCCCUGUGACAGAGGAGCAAGCGAAAGCGGCAAACAUCCCGAGACAUGCAGAUUGGGAAGCUGAUUGGGGGUGGCACAAGAGGGUGGGAAACGGCCAGCAACUUCAGAAUGUGGGGCUCAUCUUGAUUGCCAUCCUGUCCAACUUGAAGCUCAAGGACACAGCCCCUUCCAACAUCUUGGAGCUCCAGCCCCCUUCGGAACCAGAAGGACUAACACCGCUCAAGGAUGGAUCCUACUUGCUUUCCAUCGCUGGAAUUGGAUUCAAACUGGCCACCAAGGAUCUUGCCUUGCAAGCACACCAAGCCUUGCAUGAGAAGAAUCUUGAGCUGCGGAGCAUGAACGUUCCAGACUUGGCACUUGAAAUGGCCAAACUCGUGACCGGUGGGGUGCCAGCUUCAUUUCACAAAGCAAAGAAGGAUGGCAAAAAAGAGCAAGUUCUUCAGCAAUGGUUUCAGCAGGUUCUCAUCCCCAGCUAUGAAACUGAGGGGGGGGGAGGCCUCAAGCAAUUGUCAGCUGAAAAACCACCCAAGAAAGGAGAGAAAAGCACAGAACCGACACCGUCAGCCAAGAAGCUAGACACCCUAGAAAGUUUGCAGGGCCACAAGCCAGAGGUUCUUCCCGGGGUGGUUGAGGAGACACCAGAACUGAUGGCAAGGAUCCUGAUUCUAGGUCAAAACUGGGCAGAUCUUGUGAUGGCAGGAGAAAAAUGCAUCGAGUUGCGAAAGACAAGGAUAUCUUCUUGUAAGCAACCAGAAAUGAUGUACUUGGGAGUCAAAGAUACAAUUUUUGCUCGGUGCCUAGUUUGCCCUGGUGUGAAAAUCGAGAACGAAGAGCAGUUCAACAUGUUGAGGAAUGGUCACCGAUGGGAAGGUGAGAAGCUUCCCUACGGCUUCCCGUUCAUGGGGCAUGCCUUGUUGCAGGUUCAGGCAUUGAAGCCUGUUGAAUUUCAAAGGGUGUGGGGCACUAUUGGUAGGGCCUUGUAUCGGCCUCCUGGUUUCGUGGGGCUUCCCGAGGAUGGAGAAGAGGAAGGAAAAGGCUCUUCAGGCUCAAAGGUUGCAGAAGAAGAUGCACAAGACAAAGGAGAGGCAACAAGCUCAAAAGGCAACGUGGCCAAGAAAAAGGGAUCUCAAAAGGAAAAGACAGGCAAAAACACGACAAAGACCAAGCAGAACCAAAUCAAAUGCCUUCCACCAUCUGCGCUUGAAGGCCAAACGGUGGAGACAGUUGAGCCUACCGAGCACCUUCAACCUAGCUCGCAGAGGCUUGAAGCAAAGCAGAAGCAAUUGCAAAGGAAAAGGGAUGCAGACAAGGCUGAUGUUCACAUCUCGGGAGGGGCCUUGGCACACCUCAACAACCUUGCCUUUCCACGCGGUCCCUCAAAGACAGCUGCCUACUUGUUGGGGGAGGUUGGCAAAAAAAAGUCUGUUUCAGUGAAGUCUCUCUGGAUUCCAAGUUGGGAGGCGCAGGGUGAGAUGGAGAAGUGGACUGUGAACGAAGCCGGUUUGAAAAAAUGGGCCAAAACUUUCCGACCUGCUCUGGCAGUGGUGGGGCUUUGCCUGGUGGUGCCAGAUCAGGACACUCCUGAAGUGUCAGCGCUCAUGGCCUUUGAUCAAAUUUUGAAAGAAGCUUCCCCAAAGGAGCUGAUCUUUGGUUUGGUUGGAAAAGACAAGUAUUGCAAAAUGUACCACAUCGUCGAAGAUGUUGCACAAGAGUUACACCUUGAAGUUCACUGGGUGGGAGAUGCCUCCCUCUACACUGCCCACGUGGAACGUGACGCCAGCAUGCAGAGCAAAUAUGCAGAAUGCUUGGCAGCCUAUCCCUUGGCACAGCUUGAGCUCAGCAAAGUUACACCCAAAUCAAGCAUGUGCCCAGAAAGUGUGCAAGAGGCAGGGCAGAGAAUGGCAACAGUUCUGCAGCUGAAGGGCACCCUGGAGCUUCGUCUGGCAAAAAGGUCCAAGCGCAGCAGGACUGCUUCCUCUUUGUCUACACCAGCAAGCGAGAAGGGAGAUUCUGCACCCACCGAGGUUGCUGAUGGCAAAGAUGUACCGCCUCCUCUUUGUGAUUUCGAGGACAACAAGUCCGAUGACGAGAUGAAGGGGGCGGCUAUGGUGGAUGAAGCUGUGUAUGAGGCUCCAGGGCUUGAGGAAGACCCUGCGAAGCAAGAUGAGAUGAGACUUGUGCCUGCUGAGCCCCAUGUGCAGGAGGCUGUGGAAGAGGAGGGCGACCCCUCUGGAGAGGAAGAUGAGGAACCGGAAAAGAAAGGUCGCAGUGACCCCAGGAACCGUUUUAGCAUUUACCAAAAGAUGCAGGCAAUCAGAGAGAUGGACCGAUUGAUUGAAAGCGGCCAAACAACUGGAAUAGAAAAAGCCGUGAUGAAAACAUUUCCAGCGAUUUUUUGUGGCUUGAAGGGAAACAAGAGUGGCAUGUUGGGCCGUUGGAAGACACAGUGCGACAAACAGCGCUGGAGGGAAAUCCCCUUUGAGAAGCUUUCAGUCGCUGACAGGCAAAUGAAAGAAUUGCCUGAUUGGGUCAGGAUUCCCUUGGGUUUGGUCCCUCGCAACUUGGAGCGCUUCAGGGAAGGUGGACAAGUGCCAGUUUGCAUAGUCAACCAGCUGGUUGAUCUUGUGGAGAAGCUGACAACUGGCUGUAAUUCUGCUGCUUUGACAACAGGUACUUUGAAUAGCAAGCAAAUCCAGAAAGAGGCAGAGAGGCUCCUGAAAAUCUACAACAAAGCACAAGAGGAGGCAGCUGAAGCAGCAGGAAAACCAGUUCCUCUAGCAAAAACCAAGAUCUCUGACAGGCGGGCCAAUCGGUUGUUGGUGAACUAUGGGUGGAAACGCCACGCUCCAAACACAUAUGGCGCAUACCUGGCUUACGACGACGAGCGCAUGGUGAAAUCUCGCAAAAUGUUUGGAUUCAGAAGGUUGGCCAACAACAUCCGCUUGGACCUGUGCAUCAACUUUGACCAGGGGCAAGAGGGAGUCUGCUGUGAAAUUCUUGAUGGGGCUACAGGAAAAGGCCAGCCAAUGGCAAGUCAAGAAGAGAAGAAUUCAAGGGCAGACAAUGUGAGUUCUGCCCGGCACUCCUUCACACUUGUGACGUCCUUGUGGGGAAAUGGAGAAGUGGGACCGUUGACGAUCGUCCUACCCUUGGGUUUUCUCAAAGAUGAGGAACGCGCUGAUUUGGAGAGAAGGUUCAAGCCUGAUGUGUUUUUUGUGUCAUCGGGUCGUGCCUCCCACUUUAUGAACGCGGAGGUGGUGGUGCAAUUUUUUGACCACGUUCUUGUUGAGGCAUUUGAUCAACGCAGGCGCGUGCUUGGCGAGCGCUACGGCCAAUCCUUCGAGUCAGAAUGGGGCCUCAUUCUGUGCGACAGUUUCACUGGACAUCACUCAACCUCUGGGGGGGCAGAUGUCCAGCGCAGCCAGGAGGUUGGUCUGCACGAGGUCAACCGUGCGUGGGCAUGGCUAAGCCGUGGGAUGGCUACGUAUGAUGACAUGCAGGAGUUCAACCCGGGGAUCGAGGGCAUGGACAAGGAAUCAUUGAAGAAGGAGAUGAGCGCUUGUGAGCUCAACGCCGAAAAUUCUGAGACGUGGACAUCAUCCAUUGAAGAGGUCUUUAUGCAACCAGACGUUCAACGGACAACCUUUCUCUGGCAAAUUGAUCUCAAAAGCGAAGCUGAGGUAGCGUGGGAGGAUGAAGAAGAAGACCAGGAGUUGAAUUGGAGGUGUUUGCCAGCACAUUGGCAAGCCAUUCUCAACUCACGACUUGCAGAGUUCAACUCGAAGAUUCAGGAUGCAGAGGCAUUCUAUUUGCAUCGCAAAGGAGAGUUUGGCGAGGGGGACGUGAAGACCAAAAAUGCACUCAAAAAAUGGGAGUCUUUGAAAGAAGGUGAAGGAGCAAGCAGCGUCAUCUUGAUUGCAAAGGGCACUGGCAAGGAGGCUUCACCCGAGGUCUACCACAGAGCUGUCUCCCGCUCGAAAGGUGUAGUCAAAGUACAGUGUGGACCAAAAAUCACGGCAUACAAGCUGAAUGUGAAAGAAAUGAACCUAGACGAAGGGGGAUUUGAAGCUGCAGAGGAUGGGCUGGAAGCCAACAUCCCCAUCGACCCUGAGGAAGAGGAGCACAACGCAAAAGAGUCGAUCAAUGUUGACAAGGGCGAUGACUUUCCCUGCUUUGGCCAAUCUCAGGAUGAUGCUUCGGACGAGGAGAUUGUGUAUGAGUUCAAGGAUUGCGAUGCCGCCUUUGAAUGCGUGGCCACAGAAGCGACGUCUUCCUCUGAGCCGGCACCAGUUGGAGUGUCACCAGCUGGCACCAUCAAGACUAUGGCAGCUUUCAUGUUUUUGGAGCAAGUUGGGCUUUCUGAGAUUCCCAACGUUCCAGGUGUUGGGAUGGGGGUUCACACUACCACCCAAUGUUGGCAAAUUCGCUACCCUCGUGCAACUGGCAAGCAAUCAGCCGGCAGGUGUUGGGGUGACCUCAAAAAAAAGGGGUUUGUGCCUCCUUGCCGUGCACUGUUGGAAUGCUUGCUUUGGUGUUGGGAGGUCCAUUUGGCCGAGAAUCCCACGUGUGCUGUUUCGGCUGGAAAGAUCCAGCUUUUGAAAGGGGCCAUAAAGGCUGAUUUGGGACGUGACGUCAAAUAG